AUGCGUUUUCCAAACCCUCUCAAUGCAGACUGGGCAUGGCCACUUUACAGGGAUGGGCCCAUCGAAGGAGCCUUCGAACUCGACCUUGCCAAUGGCAUCGACGAGGCCGUCGCAACAAGCGUCACACGUCCCUGGCUCUUCGCCUUUAAGCCCACCACGUCUACACCAAACGGACGAAAUAUCCUUAUUCUAGGUGGAGGAGGAUACGUCGAGCUCAUGGUGGGAAGAGAAGGUGUGCAGGUAGCGAGAUGGCUGGCAGGGCUAGGAUUCCAUGCCUUCGUGCUCAUACAUCGUUUUCCGAAUAAAGAGACGGGCAUUCAAGCGCCAAUAGACGACGCCAGGCGGGCGCUCACAAUGUUCUAUGAGAAGGGCUUUGGAGUACGCCCUAUGGGUGUAUGCGGUCUCUCAUCUGGUGGUCAUCUCGCUGCAUCGCUACUCUCGACGUAUCCCACCUGUUGGAGCAACCCGAAUGCGGAAAGUGGUGUUCCAUACCUCGAAUUCGCUAUCAUUGGCUAUGCGCCCAUCUCGACGAAUGCAAAAGGACGCCAGGUCAUGGCGGGUAAGCCAGCGCUGGAGCCGCCGGAGAAACAGGCGCUUUACGAUACCGUGCAGCCAGACGUACAGUUGGAGAGCAGAGUUCCGCCAACCUUCAUAGUGUAUGCUGCAAACGAUCCGGUUGUGCCGGUGGUGAAUGCAUACAGGCUGGCUGAAGGCAUUAUGAAAGCUGGUACCCCUGUAGAGCUUCACGUCUUCUCGGAUGCGCCGCACGGGUUCGCAUUGGACACGCAGGGACUUCCGACGACCGCCGGAAUAAUGGCGUCGCUUUUGCGGCAACUCGUAGCCGGCCCUCGCGCCAGGCAUGCUGAAGCUGGCCUCGACCUGUGCUAUGUAACGGACAACAUAAUCGCUACUUCGGGCCCUAGCGGCACGUACCCGCAGCGCGCCUAUCGCAACCCGCUUGACUCGCUCGUAAAGUUUCUCGACUCGAAACAUGGCGACGAUUGGGCCAUAUGGGAGUUUCGCGCUGAAGGGACGGGCUACCCCGACUCGGAGGUCUACGGUCGCGUCUACCAUUAUCCCUUCCCCGAUCACCACCCGCCGCCUUUCGCCCUGAUACCGAACAUCAUGGCCAGCAUGCGCAACUGGCUCCAUGAGAAGGAGGGGCGGGUCGUCGUCGUGCAUUGCAAGGCCGGGAAAGGGCGAUCGGGAACUGCUAGUUGCAGUUACCUCAUCAGCGAGGAAGGCUGGCCGGUGCACAAGGCUCUGGACCGCUUCACCGAGCGGCGCAUGCGUCCCAACAUGGGCAAAGGCGUCAGCAUUCCCAGCCAACUCCGAUGGAUAGACUACGUGGAUCGCUGGGCCAAGCACGGCAAGUUGUAUGUCGAGCGGCAGGUCGAAAUACUUGAAGUGCACUGCUGGGGCCUCAGAGACGGUGUCAAGAUCCAGAUCGAGGGCUUCGUCGAGGAUGGCAAGCUCAUCAAGAACUUCCACACCUUCACCCGCGACGAGAGGGAGAUUGUGCGAGGCGAAGUCAAGACCACCGGCAUGGCACAGGCAGUGCAGGAGGUCAUGUACAAGAACGGCUUCGGCCCAUCAAAGACGAGCGAAGGCCCCAAGAAUGGCUCGACUUCCUCCCUCGAGCAGCAGCAGCAGAGCAAUGUCGAUGGCGCCACCACGGCCGAGCCAAGAUCGUCACGCGAGAGCCUACCCACGGGCACGGGCGACGUCGUCUUUCGUCCCGCCAAGCGCGUAGUCUUGCCCACCAACGACAUCAACAUUGACGUCGAGCGUCGUAACAAAGCCGCCUUCGAUCUGACCAUGGUCACCGCUGUCGCGCACGUGUGGUUCAACACAUACUUUGAAGGGAACGGCCCUGAGCAGAAUGGCAAUGUCGACCAGUCGGGCAUGUUUGAGAUUGCAUGGGAAGCCAUGGACGGCAUCAAAGGCUCAUCUCGAAAAGGCACACAAGCUUUCGAGCGCAUAGCCGUAGUCUGGCGCGCGCUCUCUAGCGAAGAAGGCCGACCUGGUGUUGUCAUUACAGAACCGAAGGAGGGUGAGCCUGUGCAACAAGCCGAGCCCGCAGAUUGGAGGGGUACCAAGGGCGUGGAGCCGUCCGAAGACAAAGAUCUAGGCGUCCGCACAGCGAGCCCACCCAACGAGAAGUCAGACAUCAGCCGAGCAAACAGCGUCCGAAGCGAGAACAAGAAGGGUACCACCAUUGUCGAAGCUCCCGGCCGGAGGGACAGCGGUGAUAGUGACACCAAACAUGUCCGACCACAUGGUCCGAAUGGGGAAAAAGUCCUGAUGGAGCCGAACGGUUCUGCUUCUCGAACAAGCACAGACGCGACAAGCAGUGGGCCGACAACGGCAAUCUCAGACCCCACGCAACCAGAUCGUCCUGACAAUUCUAGUCAUGUUGCUAGCCAUUCGCGAUCCGCAGACCAGCCUACUGGGUCACACCAGAGCGGGGGCCACAUUGGCGGAAUUGCGGAGAGCUUGAAGUAUCACGUCUCAGGAGCAGCUCACACCAACGAUCUACCUGAUGGAAAGCCUGAGAGUGAGAUGAAGGAUGCGAAGGAGCAUGGCCUUGGGCACAUGCAUUUUGGCAAGAAAAAGACAAGUUCGUAG
Messenger RNA from Alternaria infectoria, 2628 nucleotides. RefSeq lists its product as uncharacterized. Gene Ontology annotation, molecular function: protein tyrosine phosphatase activity; protein tyrosine/serine/threonine phosphatase activity; phosphatidylinositol-3,4,5-trisphosphate 3-phosphatase activity. The transcript is spliced from 4 exons. Gene Ontology annotation, biological process: regulation of phosphatidylinositol 3-kinase/protein kinase B signal transduction; protein dephosphorylation; cell motility. Lineage: Eukaryota; Fungi; Ascomycota; Dothideomycetes; Pleosporales; Pleosporaceae. The record is from RefSeq and is a predicted model, not a curated record. The coding region runs from base 1 to 2628 and encodes 875 amino acids. Gene Ontology annotation, cellular component: cytosol; nucleus; cell projection.